Molecule: messenger RNA, 2047 nt
Organism: Aphanomyces astaci
Lineage: Eukaryota; Oomycota; Saprolegniomycetes; Saprolegniales; Verrucalvaceae
Exons: 11
Coding region: 15-1970 (651 amino acids)
Molecular function (GO): calcium ion binding
Source: RefSeq, a predicted model, not a curated record
CUGCCUCCCGUUUCAUGAACCACGCGCUCCUGGUGUACAAGCCGCGGAAGAGAGUGCGCAAGAAACCGAGCGAAAAGCUCGAGCCUCUCGUGGCCAAGCGAGUGGCUCGCAAGUGGCAGCGCGACGCCACUGCGUGUUUUGUCGAAACCGAUUUGUACCUUCGAUGGCGAGAUAAGACGCACGAUGACCGCCUUGGCGCGGUGCAAGCGACGUGGGCACUCAUGUAUGGUCAUUCGAGUGACAUAUACCGCGUCCUCAGCCCAGAGCCAUCCACGUCAGCAACCACCUUUCGAAACGACCAGUCUGUCGCCGACAACAACAACAACCAGAGCGUUGAUAAAAGGGCUGUAGAUGCCACAGUACAAUUGCAAGCAACGGACAAUGUGCCUCUGCUUCUAUAUCGCCUCCGACUACGCAAAGUGCCACCUCAACAGAUGACGCCCCUUGUCCAUGAGACCAGCGCCACUACAACGUCACCCCCACCACCAACAACAGCACCAUUCGCCACGUCGAGUCGUGACUCAAACGAGUGUGCUGUGGUAACUCUACGCACGACGGGGUUUACCCGACAUGGCAGCAGGUAUUCCAUCGAGAUGCGGCGCCAACUCGACGCCCACUUGCGUGAAAAGAUGGCUGGAAACCUGUGGCAGAAUGAAGUUCGGUCUGUGCUGGCUCGGCCGCUGGAUGCCACCGUGUUUGUAAAUCGGGUUGAGCAGCUCGACCACAUCGCCACAUCGCAAAGCUUUGCCGGUUUUGAGAGCCGUGUGCCGCAAGUUGCCACUGACAAGGAUGUCCACUGGCGGUAUCCAUACUCGGCGCACGCCCACAAUUGUGCGCGGAUGAUCCGUCGGUGCUACCAAACGUCCUGCGAUCGGCGCAACAUGCAACAAAAGUUGCGGCAGCUCGUUCGCUCCACGCGCUUCGUGCAAGACUUUUUACGAUUUCGAGUGCAUUGCAAGGUCCAACGGCGGCAACGGCGCGCAGUGCAAAGCCUCGUGGCGAGACGACUUCAACGGCCGAUGCGGUCGUACUUGGCAACCAAGCACACGUCGGCGAGGCAAAUACAGAGCCGAUGGCGCCAGGUGCUAGCCAAGCGGACGCUGGCUACCGAGCGACGGAUGCAUCGAGCGGCCACUUCCAUCACCCGCGCGUGCAAGCAGUUUGUGCUAAGCCUGAGACGGCGUCACGUGCUGGCCAGUCGCAUUCAAACGAUAGGCCGUGCGUGGUUGUGGAGACGACGGGGUCGACUGGCCGAAGCGGAACGGAGGGAGGUGGAGUGGCGGGUUAUGAAGGAAGCCUCGAAAGUCGCUAUGGCGGCGAGCGUGCUGUAUUUCAUGACUGCGGAUGGCAAAGCAGAGGUCAAACGCGAACGAAAACGCAUGCGGGAAAAUGUUAAACUUGCUAAAACGCAACAAGGAGUACAAGCUGCCACGUCAUCAUCUCCACCAUCCAAGGACGAUUUAGAAACGUUGGCCAUCCGACACAGCUUUGACACAUUCGACACUGAUGGCUCAGGAAGCAUCGACGUCCAUGAACUGCGGUUAUUGCUGUCAGAACUGGGCAUUCCGAUUUCAGACCGAGAGCUACAAGCUGGCUUUCAAGAAAUGGACACGGACGGGAGCGGGACCAUCGAUUUCGACGAAUUCGCAGCGUGGUGGAAACACGGGUUGACGGCGGGGAAAGCCAAAACUCAAAUGGCGCUGCUGCGACUCAAACUGCGCGGCCGAUCCUUAGUCCACAAGAUCACUGGCGCCGAAGCGCGAGCCCAAGCCGCCAAGCGCAUCGCCAGUCGACGGCGCGUCGACGCCAUGAUUGCCGCGCGGGACGAGUUUCGCAAUGCGCGGCCUCCAGUGAGCUGUUGCCACAUGUGUCACAUGGCAUUUGGGCUAGACCAAGACUGGUUUGUUCACACAAGACACCACUGCGCUGGUCGCGACGAGCUGCACCAACUGCCACCGUCGAAACACUAGACAACAUCCACACGCUACCGCCAACGCAAAGUAGCUACCGUACUACAGAAUAAAGUCAUCACGUCACAUAAUUCGUA